Olea europaea var. sylvestris is the source of this 1559-nucleotide messenger RNA. RefSeq lists its product as uncharacterized. The transcript is spliced from 3 exons. The record is from RefSeq and is a predicted model, not a curated record. NCBI's taxonomy places the organism in Eukaryota, Viridiplantae, Streptophyta, Magnoliopsida, Lamiales, Oleaceae. The coding region runs from base 877 to 1260 and encodes 127 amino acids.
AAAUAAAAACAAUUGGUGCUUUGGUCAAUUGUCUAUUACUAAAUACCAAUAAUUAAUUAAUUACCCUAAUUUAAUAACCCUAUUAUUAAGCAAUCCAUCAAAAUCAAAGCCUUAAACUGAAAUUGAAACCCUUUUUAUUUUCAAUCUCAUGCUGCAUACAUUGAGAACCAAAAGCUCCACAAUACUGACCACUUAAAUUUAUAGUUUGAUGUACACAUUUUUUUUCUUUUUCUUGCAAAGAUAUAUGAAAAUAUUUUGUAAUCAAUGAAAUAGUGAUGAUGCAAUGAGUAGAAACCAGACCAAACUGUUAGGUUUAGGUUUGAAUUUUUCUGAAACUGAGUUAAAUGGUUUGGUUUAAAAAUCUGUACCGGCAGAAUUGGAUCACUUACAACACUACAUUGUACUUUUUGUUCCAUUUUUGUGGAUUAUUGAUUUACAUGAAAUGCAUUACUGGACUUUAAAGAAAGUCAUAGUAGUGACUUAGUGGUUGUCAUUUUGGAAAUCUGAAUGCCAUCUUUAUUGCAUUAUAAUUAUUAGCUUGCAUUUGGUGGAUCCAGAAGUUGUCCUGUCUACUUGAUUUGUGAGCAUGUUUUCAACUCUUCCUCAUCAAGUUUGUAGGUUGCACUUUUAUCUGAUAGUUAAUAUUUACACCAUCUUUGUUACCUGUGUACGUCUAGAUUGUUGCAUAUGUACCUCUAAAUUGUUUUUUGGUCACAUUCUAGCUGGUCAUGGUUCUUUUCUUUGCGGUUACAUUUUUACAAGUGUAUACCUCCAUUUAAUAUGCAGAUCUCCUCAUUGGGAGCUCUGGAAUUGCUCCCUUUUUAAAGCAGUGGAUGUUGUCGUCGUUUGUCUUUUUACUAUGCCUUUAAACAAGCCAUGCCUUUGCUUUUGCAUUAUUAUGCAGGGAAUGAAAUUGUUGCCAACUGGCAGGAAAAACUCUUUUUACCUCGUGAUAUAUGGUUCAGUGGAUCUUUUCUAGUAAAUCAAUGCUUAGAGUUCGUCAACUCUAUUCUUGUCAAUUUUGGGAUUAGUCGAGAGAUGCACAACCCUGUAGCUAUAUUUUUGCUGGUUGGAAUUAUCCUUGCUGGAGCUGGUUUUGGAUAUUGGCUUGUACGGAAAUUUGUUGUUUCAGAAGAUGGAACUGUUGAUAUCGGCAUAGCUCAAUCUGUUAAAUGGGGUAUGCGGAUGAUUGGUGUGACCUUUAUUCUCCAGGUUGGUUUUCAGUGCACUUUUAUGACCUGGAUAAUGUUUAUACGAUGAUGGACUUUUGCAUAUUUACCGCAAUAUGGAUAAAGAAGCUUUUCUGGAUUUCUGGAUAUACACACAAAUCUAUCUGUAUUUUGAUUCCUUAGUCUUUAAAGAUAUGCUCAUCACAUUUUCUGUUUAUUAACCUAUAAAUAAUUCUUUCGGAUAAAAUACUUAAUUAUAUCACUUGAUGAAAUAGUGACCUAUGUCUUAAAAAAGAUUCAUCUGGUUGCUCAUGCCAAGUCAGUUUGAUUUUGUAAAAAUUAUUAAUGGGAUUAAAUGUCAUUUUUCAUUUACUUCCGGUGAACUUUUAG